This is a messenger RNA of Oryzias latipes (Japanese medaka), 7396 nucleotides long. RefSeq names its product TLC domain containing 5b (gene tlcd5b). The record is from RefSeq and is a predicted model, not a curated record. Gene Ontology annotation, cellular component: membrane. NCBI's taxonomy places the organism in Eukaryota, Metazoa, Chordata, Actinopteri, Beloniformes, Adrianichthyidae.
UCAGCGAAUAAUUGACGCUGUUUUAAAACUCCCAGAGCCUCUGCAGAGUCAGAACCCUAUUCUGCCGUUUGGGUUCAUUUCCAAAAGAUGGAGAUGCUGCAGGGCUUUUAUUGGCUUUUAUUAACCUUGUCAGAAUGGUUACAGCUCGAACAAAAAUAGCGCAGCCUGCUUAUACACUCAGCCGGAGGAGAACGUUCAGCCAACGCGCACCCAGGUAGGCCCCGCCCCCUCUAAUCCACCAGUCACCAGCCCACCGCUGAUUGACAUACGCUGUGGUCCAGCACCUGGCAGUGGCAGAAAGAGGGGGGCGCCAUCAAAAGCCAUCUAGAGUACACGAUACGAGAAACCUAUAACUGGAUUUUCUGUACUUAUUUUAUAAAAAAAAUUAUUAUAACAGACUUAUUAUAUAAUAAUUUAUUAUUAUUGCGUCAUUUUUUAUUAGGCUACGGCUAUACUUUUACGUUCAACAUUAGGUUUUUGCUAGGUUGAGAUUUGGGCUGGUUUUUAUUGACGUGGGCGGGUUUUACGAUGAGUUUGGGCUGGAAACUGUCACUCAGAUCUGGCAACACUGCAGGUGAGCACGUCUUUUGCUCACGAGGUUGCGGCAAUUAGGAGUUCAAGCUGGGAGAAAGAGCUGCAAAAAAGAAUACCUUGGACUAAAAGAGACUCUUUUUUCUUGACAAGCGGAAACGAGUUUUCACAUGAAAGCGAAGGCACGCAAUGUCCCACAAGAAGUGUGUGAUGACCUGCAGAAGUGCCCGCUAAGCAGAGCCGAGAGCCACGAGGAAGCCGACGCCCAUUUCCUUACCGCGUGCAGGCAAGCAUAUGAAAGGACUGGUGUCCAAUGAAGCCAGAAAGUUUUUUUUUUUUUACAAAAAGUAAAGAAAUAGUGUUAAAAGGGGAUUUAAAGGUUGCAGCUAAGGAAAUAAGUUAUUUGUCAUCUGUUAAAGCGUUUCUACUAUAUUGUUACAUAUCAAGAAAAUGUUUUUGUGACUUAUUUAGAAAAAAAAAGUUCAUUUAAAAUAUUUGAAAGCAAAGUUAAGACUACAGUUCAUCAGUAUUAUUAUUGUUACUUUAAGUGUUUUUCCAUUACAAUUUAGGCUUGAAGUGUUUGUAAAUUUCAUUUAUUUAAUUUAGUAACAGAUAAUAUGCCUUUCAUGUUUAGAUAAACUUACUACAUUUGAAAAUUUAAACAAGUUAAGACAUAUUGUCUAAAACAUAUAUUCCUAAACAUUUGCACCCUAAAGCACUUGAUAAGAUGUCACAUGCACAAACACACAAUCAAGAGGAGCAAGCUGAGGAAUCUGCCCAAGUUGAAAAUGCUCACCUUACUCCCGAAGAAGAAGCAAAAACACCACGAAGAAGUGAAAGAAUUCGAAGCUUGACUGAAAAAGGAAAAGAACUCCAAAAGGAAAAACUGAAAGCAAUGGAACGCAAGUACAGAAUGACAUAUGAAAAGUGGAGAUAUCAUGCGAGAAUUAGUAAAGAAAUGUUAUCAGAUAAAGUUUCCAAGGAGGAGCUAAAGGAAAUAAUUGAGGACCUUCAAGCUACCUCUUCUGCUGUACAGGGGAUGUACGAUGAGCUCCGCCAAGUAUGUACGCCCGAGUCAGACCUGCGGCGCAAGGUUGAUACCUGUAUGUCACUGUCAAGAUUUAUUAUCCAAAAGACUAAAAGACAGCUUCAAGGGUCACCGGCAGAUGAAGAGGAGGAACCUUGGCCAGAUGUUGGAUCAAUCUUAAAUUCAACAGUUUCAUCAUCUCAGUCAAUGUCUGAUCGGUCAAAGUGUGAUUCUUUCCACUCAAGUGUCCAAUCAGCUAAAAGAAGAGACGCUGCUGCAUGUCAAGAGGUUUUGGCAGUGUUGGAGGAACAAGAAAAGGAAGCAGUUGAAACUUCAAAGGCUGAAGAUAAAGAGCGUCUUGUUCAGUUUGAGUCAGAGAAACAAGCUAGACUUCAGGCUAUACAAGACAAACGUAGAAAACUUGAACGACUCGAAGAAGUCAAAAAGCUAAAUGCUGCUAAAGCUAGAGUAGAAGUCUACGACCAAGCAGAAGUUUCCUUCAUACAAGGUAACACCAAAAGAGUAAGAACUUCUCAAAAUUUUCCUUUGACAAAGUCAUCAUCUAUGCUUCAAAUACCAAGACCUCCUGUGAUUCCUACGACUUUUCCAGCCCCUGUUCAAACACUUGAUGCCUCAAGUCCUCCAUUUAUUCCACAAGCUAUCACAUACCAAAUGACGACACCCCCAACAACCACGACUCAUGUGCAAGACGGUGCAAACUUUGUUAGUAUUUUAGCAGAAGCCAUAAGUGCUAAUCGUCUUCCAACACCUGAGCCCACAAUUUUUACUGAAAAUCCUUUGAAAUUCAAAGGUUGGCAAGUGUCUUUUCAGACACUAAUAGACCAAAAAAAUAUUCCAAAGAAUGAAAAGCUGUUCUACCUUCAAAGGUAGACGGCUCUGCAAAACAAUCAUUAGCUCCUAAUGAUUUGAUUGUAAUCUGGCCUUUUUGUAGAAUGUUUUUGUGUUUCAAUUUGACUUGAGUUCUUCUGCCUCCACAAUGAAUACAUCCUUACCAAUAACUAAAUAUAUUUCUAAAUCAACGUACAAUCUGACUCGGUGAGAUUGUUUCAUAAUCUGCUCUGUUGUGGGAUUAGAUCUGAAUUAAUGCUGCAGAGCUGUCAGGUGAGCGUCUGACCUUCGCUGAAUGAAGCACAUCCAGUGUCGUCUGUGCAAAGCUCUCACCUGGUGGAGCUGCUGUUUGCAGAACAACGGCUGGCAACACAAACAGCAUCAAAACAAACGAUCCUCUUUUUUGUUUUUACUCAUUUAGAGGGUUAAUCUGAAGAAAUAAAUACCAUAUAGGGCUAUAAUUUCACUUUUAGCAAACACAUCAAGUGAUCAUCAAUUAAAGGCCUGACCUGCUCAUGACAUCACAGUUUUUACACGCCGAUCCUGUGCGUUAAACUCAAAAAUGUAUUUCUACCAACACCGUAAUCACGCAAAGCUAUGUUUUCCUCAACAACAGAGAGCUUCCCCAGACUGGAUUACAGCUCCAAAAAAAUAAAAGAACGACUUUCGACGUCUUGAAUGUCAAACAACUGAAUAGUGCCCGAGCGUACAGCGCCACUCACUGACACUUUUAUUUGACUCAGUAAACUGACACGAUAUCAAAGGCAAAAGUGGCUGCAGCAAGUAAAAUGUGCUUAUUGAGAUUUUGCAGGUAGGUGUGAGCGCAUCUGCAUCCCAGUGAGGCCAAGGAUUUUGGAAGAUGGCCUGGUGUCAAGAAGGGCAGCAAAGAAGCCACUUCUCUCCAAAAAAGAUCGGGGACAGAUUGAUCUUCUGCAGAAAGUCUGGCGAAUGGACUGCUGAGGACUGCUGCAAAGUCAGAUUCUCCCAUGAAGCCUCUUUCUGAUUUGGUUUGGGGCAUCUGGAAAAAGGCUUGUCCGGAAAAAAAAGUGAGCGCUACCAUCAGUCCCGUGCCACGCCACCAGAACAUUCAUGGGUCCAUGGGAGGGGACUCACUCACCAUUUGGCCCCAAAAACACAGCCAUGAACAAACAAACACCCUCCAACAGCACCUUCUUCCAACAAUCCAACAACCGUUUGGCGUCCAACAAUGGAUUUCCAGCACCAUGGAGCACCGGGCCAUGAGGCUAAAGUGAGAACCAAGUGGCUCAGGGACCAAAACGUUGAAGUUUUGGGUCCAUGGCCUGGAAACCCCUCAGAUCUUAAUCCCAUUGAGAACUUGUGGUCAAUCCUCAAGAGACAAGGUGGACAAACAACACCCACGAAUUCUGACAAACUCCAAGAAGUGGUUCUAAAAGAAUGGGUUGCUGUCAGACAAGAUUUGGCCCAGAAGUUGAUUGACAGCAUGUCCAGUGGAACUGCAGAGGUCCUGAAAAAGAAGGGCCAACACUGCAAACACCGACUCUUUGCAGAAAUGUCACGCAAUCGUCGAUAAAAGCCUUUGAAACGUAUAAAGUGCUUGUAAUUUAAUGUCAGUAGAUCCCAGAAACAACAGAAACAAAGAUCUAAAAGCAGUUUAGCAGGAAACUUUGUGAAAACUAAUAUUUGUCACGUUUGGCCGUGACUGUAGUUCGGUGCUCCUGCUUAUGGCUGAGUAAAGGACUCGUCAGUCCCAAGUGACUUGUCUGAUUUGAUUGACAGACUCAUUGUGUUAAAGACACUAAUGUGAAAAUAAAAAAACGACUUUGGAAAAUGUUGAUUUAUUUGUCAUUUUUAAAGAGUUUCUUAAAUAAACAUGUAUUAGUGUAGUGUGUAUGUUUGGAGAGAAAAGAUGAAUAUCGCAAAUGCUUUUGUAUAAUAAGCAGUUUUUUAAAAUCAAAAUUAAUAUAUUUAAUAUGUCCAAUUUACAUUUUUUGUGUGCAGGUUUUUUUUUUUUUACAAUUUCCUAAUUUUUAUAAAUUUAUGAGAUAUUUAUUGGUGGUCUGAUUGAGUAAAGUCAUUUUUAUGUAUUUAAUUGUGAGCAUUUUGGGCUCCAUGUGGUAUCACCCCUCCGGGCUAAAAGGAUGUAUCUGCAGGGAAGUAGAGCCUGUAAUCCUUUAAGAGGAUCAAGUGUGAGAUCCAGAGGGAGGGAUUCAGGAGCCACCGUCCGUCUGCGGCAGCCUGCACAGGACAUUUGUCAACUUGGCAAAGGGAGCGUGCGGUUGGGUGAAGCACGCCGAGCUGUGGUCGGUUUGUUUUCGUGCCUUUGCACAUCAAAAGGGCUGCAGGGUGGAGCUGCGUGAGGGAGAUAGAGUGAUUUGACGCUGGAGGAGAUAAAGUAAAUUGGUGAGGGAGCUUGGGCUGUUGUCAUGACAACUAAAGGAAAGGGUGGAGCCUAAAGUCAAACUUCUCCUGUGCUGGCGGCCAUGACGGUUCUAGAGGUGAUCUGCAGCCUGAUUGGCUGGUUUUGUCUCUACCUGGUGUUCUGCUGGACGUUCUCCCAGCGAGGACCCGAGUGGAACUGCCGCCUGGUCACCUUCACCCACGGGGUCCUCAUAGUGCUGCUGACGGCGUACGUGGUCUUCGUUGAUGGACCCUGGCCCUUCACGCACGCCGGCACAGAAAACACCGAGCUCCAGACGUUGGCCCUGGCCGUCUGCCUCGGCUACUUCUUCUUCGACCUGGGCUGGUGUGUGUGUCAUCGCACCGAGGGCGCCGUCAUGAUGGCACACCACGCCGCCAGCAUCCUGGGAAUUCUGCUGGCGCUGUCCAUGGGAGUGUCGGGCUGCGAAACCUGCGGCGUCAUCUUCGGCAGCGAGAUAACCAACCCUCUGCUGCAGACCCGGUGGUUCAUCCGCCAGCUGGGACUGUACGACAGCCUGCUGGGCGACGCCGUGGACCUCCUCUUCAUCCUGCUCUUUGCCUUUGUGCGCGUGGGCGUUGGCACCGUCAUGUUUUACUGUGAACUGACCUCUUCAAGGACUUCACUGAUCAUGAAGCUGGGAGGUGUUGUUAUGUACGGCCUGGCAUGGGUGUUCAUGGUGGACAUAGCCAGGUUUGGCUACAAGAAGAGCAGAGCCAAGUACAAAAAGUGGAAGGAGAACCACAAAUGUAAAGAAAAAAGUGCAGGGGUGCCAUCUAACAACUGAAGGAAUGCUAGGAAGUCAUGGCGCAGCAGAAGGGCGGUCGACAUCCGAUCGGAAGAUUGCAGGUUCGAUUCCAGUCCGUGUGUCGAAGUGUCUUUGGGCAACCACAUUGCCUCUGGUGGAUGUGGGUUGGACCCUGCAAUAGUCAAAUCUGUACAGGUGGCCCCGCGCGAAAUAUCAAGGUUGUAGUCCGCUUCGUGAACCUGCAGAGAAAAAAAUGUUCAUACCUGUUUUUCUACGGUUCUGCUGCAGCGAUGGGUAGUAGUGAAGGCUUGACACAUAAGGGUGAAGUGGGUGAAACGUACCUACCAGAGCUGUUUUUGCCCGAUACAUUUGCUGUCUGUUCAGCCUGACUGUUGAAGAUGAGGAAAUUAGACUGUAAUGUGUGUGGGAAUCCUGUGGGCGCCCUAAGGGCACUUGAGCAGCACGUGCACACGCCGUGCGUGCAGCAUUCACACACAGUGAGGAGCCAGUAACUGACGGGCACAAUUGGUGAGGCGUAAGGACAGCGUACGACAGCAUCACCUGUACGUCAUAAAUGCGUGCAUCUUCCAUCAUCCUUACAAACACUUCACGGUGAUACAAUUACUACACGCACAGCAAUGGUACGGUCCAUUUUUUUGGCGUCCCUUGAUGUGGCCAUAGGAGCCUUAAGGGAACUUCGAGACACACCUGCGCUCCCGCAGCAACCCUCCACUGUCCCGGACAGCCCAAAAAACCCGCAGCUCAUGCACGGAUGCAUGUGACUGGGGCUCAAGUCCUCUCUUUUGAAGCACUAUGGGUGCCAUACAGAAGCGUUUGAUGUCAACAAUGACAACACUUAAGUCAAUCCAACUGUUGACGGUCUUAUAAUUUCCCCACACUGAGUCAGACAUCGACCAACCAGUGUCAAGGUAAACAAAGGUUGAGGUUACAUUAUCAGACACUGACCAGAUCAUGUCCGAAAAGUAGUUUUUUGGAUAGAUGGAUAGAUUUUUUUUUUGUAACCCUUGUGCUAUCCUAGGCACGUUAACAUUGGGAGUUGGGUCAUCUAGACCCACUAGACAGAGCUCUGAACCUUUUUUCUUCAAUGAUUUGUGAUCUUCACUGGUGUUUAUGGAUUACAUGAAAUCUUUCCACCUUUGUCAUGGUAGGGGGAACACAUCAAUGCAAGGGUGGGGUCAUCUAAGAUAGCACAAGGGUUAAUUUAGCAGCUGAUCUGUAAACUAAAUAGUUUUUAAGUUAAUUUUAGUUGUUCUCGUGGGACAUGAAUUUAAUCAGAAGGCAGAUCAUUAGUUAAAACUAAAAUAUUGUUUUUUUUAAACCCCUCAACUGUUUUUGAGGAAUUUUUAGGUUUAUUUCUUAAGUUGUGUAGAAAAUUGAUUUGAACUAGAAGGAGCUGCAUUUCCAGAAGAAAAUGCAGAGUUGAAUGCUGUAUUUCUGAAUGAAAGCUGAAUUUGCUGAGGAAAUGGCGAAAGACUUGUUUGAGAAAAAUGCCCGAGCCGGUUCUUGAACCGGCGAGCUUCUGCACCAAGCAUUCCAGAUGUUUUUCUAUGGAGCCAAAAAUCCUGGAAUAUCUUGAAAUGUUGAAGGAUUCGAAGGACCAAAAGUCUUGGCUGGAAUAAGAUGAAACAGUUGAAUAUUUUGAAUGGUUGAAAUGGGAGAAAAAUUGUAGAAGUUAAGUGCCGAGAAACGAUGGAAGAUAGAGCAAAGAAGAAAAAAAACAAUACAAAAGACAGAUGUUUCUAACAGAGGGAAUGUAACCUGCCUGUCAAAAAUAAAGAGUUCAAUUUCUACUUUAAUAAAAAAUCUGAAUUUAAAAGUCAAA